AUGCCUCAAGCACUCAACGACUCUAAUCUUUUCAGGCCACUCAAGGUGGGACAUGUUCUUCUUAAAAAUAGACUUGUUCAUGCACCAGCAACAAGAUUCCGCAAUUCUGACAAAUUUGUUCCCACAGACUCUAUGCUUAGGUACUAUUCAGAGAGAGCAGAAAACAAUGGAGGACUUAUCAUCACAGAAGCUUCUUUUCCAACACCAGAGUUCGGGCUUUUUCCUAAUACACCUGUGAUUCAGACAAGCAAACAAGUUCAAGGGUGGAAACAGAUAGUAAAGAGUAUUCACGACAAUGGAUCUUAUGUUGCAGUGCAACUAUGGAAUUUGGGAAGAGCCGCACCGGCAGGAUUGUUGAAGCAAUACGGUAUUAAUUACCGAGGAGUUUCCAAUAAUUAUGCUGACGAAAAGACUGAAAAUGAGGCAAUUGAAGCAGGUAACCCACUUAAGGCCUUGACCAAGACGGAAUUGAAAUGGAUGGUGGCCGAAUAUGUCUCUGUAGCUGAAAGGGCUAUUAAUAUUGCUGGUUUUGAUUUAAUCGAAUUACAUGCGGGGCACUCUUUUCUUAUUGGAGAGUUUUUGAGAGAGUCAACGAAUGAAAGAUUAGACGAGUAUGGUGGAAAUCUUGAAAAUCGAGUCCGGCUUGUUUUGGAGAUAGUUGAUGCUUUAAUAGCUUCCGUUGGUGCAGAUCACAUUGGCAUCAAACUAACGCCAUAUAUAGAGGAUCAAGAUGCCCAAGGAAAGGCCAGCUCUGUUAAAACUCACACAUACCUUCUUGAGCAGUUGCAAAGAAGGGCUGAAAAUGGUAAUAAGCUAGCUUACAUAGCUUUAACCCAGCCAAGAAUGGCAGGAGAUACUGAAAAAGAGGACUUCAACGGUGAAGAUACCACAUGGGUUAUCAAAGCUUGGAAAGGUAUUAUAAUAAGAACCGGUGCAUUUUUUCAUGAUGAGAACUACUUGGACUUGAAGACUGACGUCAAUGAAAAUGAUAGGACUCUUAUAGGUGCUGGAAGAUACUACACAUCCAAUCCAGACUUGGCUGAUCGAUUGAAAAACGGGUAUCCUCUCACCCCUUACGACCGGUCUACUUUUUAUACUGCCAUGUCCAAUAAGGGAUAUAUUACCUGGCCAAAAUUCGGGGAAAAAGAAGUCUCUAAUCUCACAGAGAUCUCAAAUUCCUCUCCUAAGCCAUUGGUCUAA
Molecule: messenger RNA, 1200 nt
Organism: Brettanomyces nanus
Lineage: Eukaryota; Fungi; Ascomycota; Pichiomycetes; Pichiales; Pichiaceae
Exons: 1
Coding region: 1-1200 (399 amino acids)
Molecular function (GO): NADPH dehydrogenase activity; FMN binding
Source: RefSeq, a predicted model, not a curated record